Messenger RNA from Cutaneotrichosporon cavernicola, 1833 nucleotides. RefSeq lists its product as uncharacterized. Gene Ontology annotation, molecular function: protein serine/threonine kinase activity; ATP binding. The transcript is spliced from 4 exons. Gene Ontology annotation, biological process: peptidyl-serine phosphorylation; intracellular signal transduction. The record is from RefSeq and is a predicted model, not a curated record. Gene Ontology annotation, cellular component: spindle pole body. Lineage: Eukaryota; Fungi; Basidiomycota; Tremellomycetes; Trichosporonales; Trichosporonaceae. The coding region runs from base 1 to 1833 and encodes 610 amino acids.
AUGUUCCAGCGAGUCUUAAAGGCUGCCGGUAACCAGUCUUCCCAAGCGCCCCCUUCUCCUUCCAGCAAGACCGACAUGCCCCCUCCCACUCCCCCCAAAUCCCGCUCUGGUACCAAGGAGAACACCGCGCCAGGUGACCGCGACCGCGCGAGCUACCUCUCCUUCCUGUGGCAGGACAAGCAGGGCCAGGGCCAGAUGCCAGCCCGGGAUGAGGACGUGCACAUGCACACAAUGAAGGGCGCUCCUCCGUCACCUUCCAAGGCUCAAGCUCCUGCCUCGCCAGCCAAGCCGUACCACUACGUCAAACCGGCACAGCAGAAGCUCUUAGCUGUUCCAGGGGCUGGGCAGGACAUCCACAUGCGUACCGCCAAGGAGACGACCAAGGAGAAGGUGCUUGAGCCUUGGGAGCGCGAAUUGCUAGCCAAGGACGAGAUUAAGCGCAGCGCCACCGUCGCCCAGAUCUACUUCCUCGACUACUACUUUGACCUGUUGGGGUACAUUGCGGACCGGCGCAAGCGCACAGAGAUGUUCAAGGCCGACACGGAGAUGCGCGGCGUGGCAGGCGAGGCGUUCAAGAAGGAGUAUGCGAGCUACAGCGGACGUGAGCGUGUUCUGCUCCGCAAGCGCCGUACCAAGACGCGCAUGGACAGCUUCCACAUUAUCGCGCAGGUCGGCCAGGGUGGCUACGGAUCAGUGUACCUCGCGCGUAAGCGCGACACGGGCGAGGUGUGCGCGCUCAAGAAGAUGCGCAAGGGUACACUCGCCAAGAUGGACGAGGUCAAGCACGUGUUGGUCGAGCGCGACAUUCUCACCGCCGUCAAGACGCCGUGGCUCGUCCGUCUCCUAUACGCAUUCCAGGACCGCGAGCAUGUUUAUCUGGCCAUGGAGUUUGUUCCUGGCGGCGACUUCCGCACGCUACUCAACAACUCGGGCGUGCUCAAGGAGGAGCACGCGCGGUUCUACGCCGCAGAGAUGUUCAUGGGCGUCAACGAGCUCCACAAGCUCGGCUACAUCCACCGCGACCUCAAGCCCGAGAACUUCCUCGUCGACGGAACCGGACACGUCAAGCUGACCGACUUUGGUCUCGCGACGGGUGCCCUCAACCCCGCCAAGAUCGAGGAGAUGAAGUCCAAGCUCGACCAGGUGAGCGACGAUAACCUCGUAUUCCGGAGCACGCUGGAGCGCCGCACAAUCUAUCGCUCAAUGCGUAUGGCCGAGCCGCGAUACGCCGACUCGGUGGUCGGUUCGCCAGACUACAUGCCACCCGAGGUGCUGCGUGGCAAGACAUACAGCUUCAGUGCCGACUACUGGUCGCUCGGCUGCAUCCUCUUCGAGUUCCUGUGCGGCUUCCCGCCCUUCAGCGGCAGCAGUCCGGAGGAGACGUGGGCCAACCUCAAGAACUGGACACGCGUCCUUCGCCGUCCUGUCUACGACCGGCCCGAGGACCUGAUAUUCAACCUUUCCGACGUGGCAUGGGACGGCGUGUGUCGUCUCAUUGCCGCGCCGCGUGACCGCGUGCAGAGCCUCGCCGAUGUGGCUGCCCUUCCGUUCUUUGCUCCCCUGCCGUUCGCUCACCUCCGCGAGACGAAUGCGCCUUUCGUUCCCGUCCUCGACGGCGACACGGAUGUCGGGUACUUUGACAGUUUCUCGAGCCCAGAGGAUAUGGCAAAGUACGCCGAGGUGUUCAAGAAGCAGCGCAGCGUCGAGGCCGUCGAGGAGAAGGGCAUGGGCGACCGCAAGAAUUGGGUCGGGUUUACGUUUGGGCCCAAGGCUGGACUGCCGCCGAACGGACGUAUGCGCAAUCCCGACGACCCGCUCGCCGUCAUGUUCUAG